Molecule: messenger RNA, 570 nt
Organism: Acanthosepion pharaonis
Lineage: Eukaryota; Metazoa; Mollusca; Cephalopoda; Sepiida; Sepiidae
Source: the annotation of a GenBank genome assembly
AUGCUAGACAACGACGUUACCGUUUUCCAAACGAAUUAUUUACGCGUCCGAAGGAACGCCCUGGGAAAUAUUCUCGAGGGUCUUGAUCAACGUGCUCUGGCCUGGUUGGCAGAAUGUGUUUCCAACAUCGACGGCGGCCACUCUGAACAACCAGAAAUAUCGGAGAACGAAGACCAAGAAGCACCCACCGAUGAAGAAGGCGGUCCGUACACCUCCUUGAACGUCGACAUUGAAAGGAACAAAAGAGGUACAAAGGAAAUAGAUGCUGAAAAAUCGUCCCAACUGGAAUUAGAUUCCAAAGAAGAAAUCUUUAUUCGUGCGACGGAAUUAGCGUCACCAUUUAUUAAAAGUUGCUUCCAACUCCCAUCAUUCACUACGACACGACGCAAUGCCCUGCACGAUUUGUUGGAGACGCUCACCCCGGCCGAACUGGCUAAGCUCAAACAGCUCUAUUUAUUACAACUAACCAUAGAAUCAGAGGAUGACCAUCCAACCACACUGAUGGCUGGGAGACCUCGUCAACUGGGCAGUAUAAUUCCCCAUUUUGGCAAAUUUGCAACACAUGUUUGA